Felis catus (domestic cat) is the source of this 829-nucleotide messenger RNA. RefSeq names its product mucin 3A, cell surface associated (gene MUC3A). The coding region runs from base 256 to 591 and encodes 111 amino acids. NCBI's taxonomy places the organism in Eukaryota, Metazoa, Chordata, Mammalia, Carnivora, Felidae. The transcript is spliced from 4 exons. The record is from RefSeq and is a predicted model, not a curated record.
GUGAGGGUCUUAGGGGCCGACCCUCCCCUCAUCUAAUCUCAGGGUCCACUCCACCACACCCCACCCUCGGAAACAUAGUUUCUCCCAUCUGUUUUCAGCGUGAUUAUAACCAGGCCCCUGAAUAGAGUGGAUGAGGUCCUUGUCUCUCUGCACCCCCCUCCCACCUCCAGCCAUCUGUCGCCGCCCCACUGCCAAAGGCUAUGAGGAUUUCUUCUUCCCCUCGGUGGAGGAGAACCGGCUCCGCUGCGUCACCAAAUGCACGUCGGGCGUGGAUGGCGCCAUCGACUGUCACCAAGGCCAGCGCCUUGUGGAGAGGAGCGGUCCCGCUCGCCGGUCCUGGGGCGGCGACGGACGUGCGAUGAGGACACUGUGGGGACGUUUUCGGACUUGGGCUUGGAGGACGAGCGAACAGUCAAGGAUGAAAACUUCCAGGUGGCCUUGGAGGACGUGGACAUCAAUGCGAGCGCGAGGGCGCCAAGGGGGGAUGGCCCCCCGCUGCUGCUUCCCAGGCCCUGGUCUCCUGUUCUGAGGCUCCAUUCCUUCUCCCUCCCGAGGACACUGGACCCCAGUUUUCCGGGGCCUCAAGAAUGAGCAGAAGUGGAGCCCUGAGAUGGAGAAGCCCUCUCAGCUCCUUGGCCUCGUUCCUCUGUCUCCCCUGUCCCCUCCCACCCUUCCUCACCGCUCCCCUCUCCCUAGCCUCGCCCCCAUCCCUGCAGUAACCUCAGGGGCCAGAAGUCCCCAGCCUCCUCUGCAGGAACAUCUCAUGUGCAGACAGGAAGCCUGCCAGCCUCCAGUUCUCCCGUGUGAACGCAAUAUGGCAUUUCUUGUA